Messenger RNA from Ixodes scapularis (black-legged tick), 11427 nucleotides. It is a transcript of the gene oxt, whose product is annotated as xylosyltransferase 2. Gene Ontology annotation, biological process: heparan sulfate proteoglycan biosynthetic process; chondroitin sulfate proteoglycan biosynthetic process. Gene Ontology annotation, molecular function: protein xylosyltransferase activity. The record is from RefSeq and is a predicted model, not a curated record. The transcript is spliced from 10 exons. NCBI's taxonomy places the organism in Eukaryota, Metazoa, Arthropoda, Arachnida, Ixodida, Ixodidae. Gene Ontology annotation, cellular component: membrane. Bases 222 to 2978 code for a protein of 918 amino acids.
UUUGCUACCGCUGUGAUGCGAUGCAGCUGUCGUACUCCAAGUGCUCCAAGUGCCCCGACUUGACAAGUUCGUCCUCAUUAACCCGCACCGCUUGAGCGACGCCGGGGUACGUUGAAGGACUUAGUAUGGCCGUACGGAGAACUCGAAAAACGGCGCUGUCGGGGUGCGAAGGGCAUGACCGUGCGUGUGGAGGUGACGAUCUGUGAUGUGAAGUGUCGUCCAUGGCAGCGUCGCGAGUGGUGAACAGAAACCGCUGGUGCCGUCGACACUUUCCGUUCUUCGCGGUCGGUGUGGCCAUCCUCGUCGUCCAAGUCUUCCUCGGCUACUGCUUCUACACCGUACCGUCGUCCGAUGACGGCGCCGACGAGUACGCGAUCGCCAGGACGCGCCACGAAGCUGGCAAAUCCUCGUCCGAAUCUCAGGGGAGCCACGGGCGGCAGCAGAGUGCCCAGUCGGAUGACGAGUACGACGAGGACGAGAGUCCGGCCCGCCAGCGACCCGUGGCACGCAAGGGCGCCACUGCGGCCGGGGCCAACGCUUCGGAGGCCAUCGACUGGUCCCAGCUGGGGUUCGAGCCGGCGUGCGAGAUCACGGAGAAGGAUGCCUUGUCUGCCAUCCGUCGGGCGACCUCGCUGCACUGCAGGCGGGAGCUAGCCAACGUGACCUGCUUGGCGCAGGCCGGGACGCUGUACCCCGCCCGACUGCCCCGUUCCUGCGAGAGUGCCUCCGGGCGAGAGGCAGCGCCGGGACGUUCGCUGGGCUGCUACCAGGACGACCGGCAGCAACGGCUGCUGGAGCGGCUGGCUUCGCGCUCGCGGUCCAACGGCCCGUCGCACUGCGUCGGGCUCUGCCUGCGCCUGGGCUACCCCUGGGCCGGUCUCGAGUAUGGCCUCGAGUGCUUCUGCGGCAAGGGCGCCCCGCCGCCGCGGGAGCGCAGGUUGCCGGACGAUCGAUGCACCAUGGCCUGUCCCUCGAAUGCGACAGUCUCCUGUGGCGGCUACCUCGCCGUCCACGUCUUCGCAACAGGAAUCAGCAGUGAGGCAAAGGAGUCGGUGUGGCCCGUCGUGGGCGCGGUCCCUCCUCCGGCACGGAUCGCCUUCCUGCUCUCGGUGAAUGGCCGGGCGGUGCGUCAGGUGCUGCGUCUGCUCAAGGCCCUGUACCACGAGCGGCACGUCUUCUACAUCCACGUGGAUGCCCGCCAGGGCCACAUGCACCGGGCACUGUUGGAGCUGGAGAGCCGGCUGGGCAACGUGGUGCUGGCUCGGGAGCGGCUGGCCACCAUCUGGGGCGGCUCCAGCCUGCUCGAGAUGCUCCUCGGGGCCAUGGAGCGCCUGCUCAGGGACCACCCGCACUGGGACUACCUGGUCAACCUCAGCGAGACAGACUUCCCCCUCAAGCCGAGGGAGCGCCUGGAAGAGUUCCUGGCGGCGAACAUGGGGUCUAACUUCGUCAAGUCCCACGGCCAGGACACCCAGAGGUUCAUCAGCAAGCAGGCCCUGGAGCGCACAUUCCACGAGUGCGGGGGCCGCAUGUGGCGCCUGGGGCCCCGGCAGCUGCCCUGGGGCCUGAGACUGGACGGGGGCAGCGACUGGGUGGCCCUGCACCGGGACUUCUGCAGCUACGUGGCGCUCCCCGAACGCCAGGACGCGCUCCUCGCGGGGCUCAGGAGCCUCUUCGGGCACACGCUGCUGCCCGCGGAGUCGUUCUUCCACACGGCCCUGCAGAACAGUGCCUUCUGCUCCUCGGUGGUGGACAACAACCUGCGCCUGGUGAACUGGAAGCGCAGGCAGGGCUGCCAGUGCCAGCACCGCCACGUCGUGGACUGGUGCGGCUGCUCGCCCAACGUCUUCCGCCCGGACGACUGGCACCGCAUAAGGGCCACGAGAGACCGGCCGGUCUUCUUCGCCCGCAAGUUCGAGCCGGUGGUAAGCCGGCGGAUAGUGGACCAGCUGGAGCGCUGGAUCUCGGACCCGGCCUCCGAGGCUUCGACGGCGGCUCCGGUAGUGGCCGACACGGGCUACUGGCAGAGCCAGUACGAGCCGCUCGACGACGACGCCACGGUGGAGGAUUACCAGCUGACUGCGUACCAGAGCCUGACGCGGCUGGCGCUCUCGCGGGCAGAGUUCACAUGCUCUCAACCCCCGGAAGGCGGGCUUCACGUCCGGGGGGUCAGCCUCUAUUUCUACGGGGACCAGUUUCAGGGCCUGCUCGUGUCGUGGGGAAGUCCCUCCGCCACGACGGAAGCCUUCCUCUCGCCUCGCAACCACCGGCGAAAUGGCGACGCGGACCUCCCGGCGUCCGUCCGGCUCCGCCUGCUCCAGGUGGGCUCGCAGUACGACCCCAAGGAGCAGAUGCUCCGGGACUUCCCCCGCCUCCUCGGACCGCGCUCGGAGCCGGGGGCCCUCCACUCCUGGGGUGCCGGCCGGGCCCUCGCCGUGACCUUCGUCUGGGUGGACCCGGCCAAGGUCGUCGCCGGCUCGUACGAGGUCCGCGUCGAGUCUGGCCCGCAAACGCUGUUCCACCGGCCGGAGUUCCGCAAGCCGCUCCGUCCCGGCGCUUGGACGUUGCUUGUGUUCUACGAGUGGCGCCUGGUCGGGCAGACGCGGUUCCUGGUGCUGCCGGUCGUUCCGGCGGCGGGAGGCGCCGAGGCCGCGGCGGAGGUGAACGGCGGCCCGCGCGGACCGUACAUCGAUCACGACCUGUCGCGCGUCGAGGAGCAUCUUGGCUACUCGAGAGAGACGCGGGCCGCCCUGAAGGCGCAGGCAGACGCCGACGGGAGGCGCACGGGCCGGGAGCUGGAGCGGUGGGUCGACGCCCUGAUUGCCGAGUUUUGGACCUUCCAGGGCGCCUGCUCCAUCCGCAGCAGAGAUGCGGCCGAGGGCGACCGCUGCGGCGUCGGGUUGCCGGCGUGCGGGAAGACGGAGUGGAGCUCGUUCUCGUACGACGCGACGGUUCGGGUCGGGCGAGCGCCGACCUAGGUGGCGCCGCGGUUUGCCGGUUCGUCUGCAAGAUGGGCCCGAGGUACGGUGCCUGAAACGUGUCUCCGGCCGGUGCGGUUGACGUCCCAUUCCGCCCGUGCGUCGAAAGCGGUUUUGAAGUGGCAACAAACGACGCCAUAAAAGCUUCAGUGUCGUCCCGUCGGGUGUCGCAACCUCGGCGGUUGGGAUUGUGACACCCAACGCAAUUCCAACUGUGGGGAUUGCUGUCAUACCCGAGGAUACAACAGCAACCCUCGUGUAUGACCCUGCAAUUGGGCGUAGAAGUUCUGGGAAAAGGCGCGAGAGACCGCGAGCGUUACUGUCCUUGCGGCAUCCCAACACCCGGCUGCCGAAGCUUUUGCGACGUCAUGGGGGUAAAACGGAGGGACCACAGCAAACGCGCCGAUAGGAGGCACGCGCCAAGCGUCGUGACCGAGGAUCCGAAGCACGCUUGAUUUGUCCGAGAGCAAGAUGCCAGUGUGUCACCAGUGUUGCCCGUUCGAAACUGAGAACGACGCUCAUCGUUGUGUUUGUCGGGUUGUGGCGUCCUAGAAUGUCCCAGAAACGGUCCCAUUGUCUCGGAAGGGAGGGUGGUCUUCUGGAACAAACCUGUACAUCUCGAUUUGUCCCGGUAGCUUAUUAGAAGUGGAUUUGCCCGAAAUAUUGCGUGGCAAUUGGGCGUAAAAACUUUGCGAGCUGUCGCCAAUAAUUUAUUUCUCGUUUUGGAUUGCAGUUCAAUUUUCUGUUCCAAACUCUAUGGCGCCUCGCUACAGCACCACCUGACAGAGCAAGAAGAUGUAAUUACUGACAUUGAAAAUGCUGCGCAUGGGUAUUAACUUCCGCGUUCGGAAUUUCGGCUGGAAAAAAGCAGCUAUUUUGCUUUUUCAAGCGCUCUGUCCAAACUGUCUCAGUUUCUUUCCGAUCUUAACGGCGCAUCUGUUGUGCGUCGUAAUAGAAAGCGAAAAAAACACGCUGGUCGGCGGCUGACUUGGCGGUGUUCGGUGUUUCCACGACGAGCCUGUGGGAGACUGGGAUAAGGGAAAGAGCCCCACGAAACCAUGAGAACCUCUGCCAAAAAAGUAAGCUUGGCAACACUUUUUGUUGCACGGAAGCCACUGUGAAAUAGUAAGGCAGUUGAGUCACCAGUUGACGUGCUAAGCGGAGGCGUGUCUGGGCUUCUGUGAACUGGGUGUUUCAGGGAAGCAUUCCUACCACUAGGGUGGUUGAGAAGAAAAGAAACUUUUCGGAAACAAACUGCCAGUCGUGGUAGAUGUCAGGAUUUUCAUAAGACAUACUAAUUAGUAAGAUAAUUAGCUAAAAUUGACUAAUUAACUUUUUAAUUACUGAGAAUAAAUGUAUGGUUCCAUUCUCGGUUUCACAUUAACUUGGCGAACUACGGGGGCUGCGGCCCCGCAAUUCAAUAAGGGCAACGGAGCAAGGGACGUGUAAUUGUAAAUAUAUCGGCUUCAACUUUAGAAAAAAUACUUCAACAAGAAGAAAAAUACUUAAACACAAUAUAUGAAUGGCAGAGCACGCGAACAUGCAACGUCUCUUCAUGCCCGUGUCCCACUAGAGCGACAGACAGGAGCAAAAGACAGUGACAAGCCUCAAACCCAUGCAGCAUGCUCGCGAUGGUACCUUUGGCAGGCGUAUAGUCGUUCGGUGCUCGUGAAGAAACCACGAGCGAUUGCAAGCCUGCCAAAGACACCCUCGCGUGCGUGAUGCUCGUGUUUGAGCGUAGCCUCCUUUGUCCUACAAAGCCUCUCAAAUCGCGAAAGGCUCUGGUUUGAGGUUUGCCGCCGUCGUUUGUUUCUGCCUGUCGCUCUAGUGGGACACGGGCAUCAGGGAACAGCGGCAGGACAUCUGGCAGCUCAUUGCAGGACAUGCCAGUGUAGUGCAGCUUUUAACGCCACCACCUUCCUUGCCAGUAACAACAGUCCUUAUGCACGCAAGAUGCUUGAGGCAAAUGUCGCGUCCCAAACUACGACAACACGAGCUUGUAGCGGGUUAGUUGAAAAGACAAUAACUUUGAGGUAUUUCUGUGUAAAGGUUUCUGUAUAAUUUUGUAUAAGUGUAAUUAUCAGUAGUAAUCUUUACAAGUGCAAUAGGUUUAUUUUUGUAAUAAUUUUAUCGUGCUCUGAAUGAACAAGCGAACUCGCAAGGAAGAAGUUUACACUAAAACAUCGUUGGCAGUCAGCUGUUUGCCCUCUUAUGUCGUUUCUUUCUUCCUGUUUAAGUAUUUUUCUAAAGUUCAAGCUGAUAUAUUUACAAGUAUGUACCAACACGCUCGGCACUUAAACAUUAAACAUACCAUAGUAUCGCCACAGCAACAGCGCCGUCCACGACAAAAAGUAGUGAGACUUCUUUUCUUUUACUGGCCAUCGAAUUCGCGCUAUGCCAUCUCCAUCUACACUGCACUACGCUGCACAACACAGAAGAAAGACGAAAUGGUUGCCUUGUGAACUCUUCCCGACGAGCUUGCUACUCUAGCGGACGUUAAUGUUGCCGCAGUGGAAGUUUAUCCGAGGUUGGUUGGUUUCGCAGCAGACGACUCUUGGCAAGCAGACGACAGCCGCUUUCUCCGGGUGACGUGUUGUCACGUGCCUCGCUCCAGCGCUCUUAUUGGGCCAUGGGGUCUUUAGCCUUCACAGUUCGCCAAGUAUAACGAAGUAUAAUGAGAAACUUGUUGAGCGUCAUCGAAAACCCCCUAAGUGAGUCAAUUCUAGGAAGACUUCAAGCAUGCGUGAAGUGUGGGAGUGCACUAAAGUUUCCAGUUGUGCAGAAGGUACAAGCCUAUCUGUGAAAACGCGGAUGAUAAGAACAUCAUCUGUGGGCUCAAAAAUGUACAGGGGAGGAAAGCCAAACAACACUGAAGCGAAUCUAUAAAUUCGGACAGUAAAAUAGGUACAAGGACAAGAAUCGCCAAUUUUGUGGCACAGACGGGAACAAAAGCCUUAGAAGAAUGCCGUCCAGAUUUUUUUUAGAAAAGAACGCCGGAACUUUGGAACGAGUCGGCCUAAGAAAGACCGUUGUGACCUAGGUCAAACACAGCAAGACUCUCAUAUGAUGUUGGGAGGGCAUUGAGACGCAAUACUGUACAUUGGGAGUUCUAAAAAAUUUGAAUCCUGGCUCGCUGCGUUGAACGGCAACCGAGGAACUGUCCUGUACUUGCCAUUGAUCCAUUAAGGUGGUGCAGAACCUAAAGACCUUGUAAACGACAAUGGACAUGUUAAAGGAGUACGGAAACAAAAUUCCAGUGCUCAUUGUUUAGCUUUAAUCUGUUACAUGUUGCAUUUUAACCUCAAAAGUACCAGUCUUUUGUUGAAAUUCACAAGAAAACUAAUUUUAAAGCUAAUUAAAUCAUCUUUCAAUGUGCACCUGGUGGAUGCAUGUGGAGCCUAUUUGGGAGGUAAUCUAGCAACAUUGGGGAACUUGCUACGUAGUCAAGACGUAGCAGGUUCCAUCGGAGCAGCGCCGCUCUUUGGAAUUUCAACAUUUUCCUUAGCUUUCCUUCUCAACUCACAAAUCGCACAUUGUACCAAACAGUCCAAGAGGACGGAAAGGAGGGGCUCCCCUCUUUCUCGGACCCUCGUUUGUGUACCCGGACACAGCCAUUCUCCCUCUAGAAGAUUAGCCCGUCGCUCAAAAUUUGGACAAAAGUUGCUUUUCCCACCCCAUUCAGCCCUAAGUUGACAGUGCUGUGGAAGCUACGUGCUCCUUGGGCCAGCCCACGUCGCCCCACAGGUACUUCGAACAAUUCGGCUGUUACACGUUGAUGCUCUUGACACCCCCACAAUGCUGAAACGCCACCAACGGCACAGCUCAUAAUUACGCCACCCUUGCUACGUCAUGAAUGCGGGGAAUCUUUUUUCUUUUCUGUUUUCGUUUGCACCAGAUAUCCCAUGACGCAUCGCACUCUCCGUUCGCUUCUCUUCGAGCGCUUGCUCGAGUGCACCGUUUGAAACGAAAAAUAUAGCCAGUUCAAAAUACGAACGUGCGAUUAUCAUUUGCGGUUAUUAUCUGUCAUGCUUGACUCAUUUCCGAACGAAAUUUGAAUAUUUAAAUUUUUGUUUUCGUACCCCUUUGAAGGGGGACAUGGGUCUUUGAAGCCAAAAACUAUCUUAAAACUUCAUUCUUUUGAAAAUGGCAAUGUUGACCUCUACAACUGUUGUUCGAAUCUACCAGGUUUCUAAUUUUGUGAAUGAAUAUUAUAAAUCAAUUUAUAAUGUUUCUGCAGGUUGAAUGUGCGUUGAAGUUAACUCUAAAACACCGUUUUUACAAAACACAAUUUUUGAACUCAUUCAAAAAUUUGCAGGAAGGAUAUCUUAGCAUCUAGAGCACAUAGAAAUAUGACUUUUUUCUGAAACAUGUAGCUAAAUGUGUUUAUCCAUACAGUGUUGAGAGCAGAUAUUUUAAUAUAGGUCUAGGAAAUUUUUAAUUGACCUUUUAUUUUAUUAGUUGUUAGCCACACAUUGAGCACUGAACUUCAAUGUGCGGUAAAAUCACUACUAAUUGGUUAAUCUUCAAAUUACUUCUAACAUUGUAUUUUGUACACUUCGUAGUAUCUAACCAUGCGUUAAAGAUAAUGUUUUGUUGAGCAGUUUUUUUCCUGUUCCUCCAAACAAAGGCGGGCGAGUUUUAAUUAUCUUGAGGACAAUUCUACAGACUGAGAAAGUGACCAGAUAUUUGAAAUCAGCACAAAAAGCUGAACAGGCUUGUGCAGUGAUUUGAUCAUAAAAUAAGAAAAAAGCUCCAAGACCAGUGUUCCCACAUCAUCGUUGCAUUGCCCCUGUAAGGGGACAAUGCAAUGAUUUUUUCACUUUGCACAAAUACCGCAUAGAACGGAUCCCUGACGUUAUGACCUGUGAAGCACCCUUUAGUUUUUAACCACACGCAAUCGAAGUUGCAGAAAAAAUUAAAGGAAAAAGAGCAGCGUUCACCCCCUCAACUUGCAGCCAGAACAAGCAGCCACAUGAUCUGGAUCCGAUUAUAUGCCUCCAAUGUUGAUCAUAGACAUGCGCUGGGGUUGGCAAAGCACAGGACAUACGCUGAGUUCCAGACGUUUUUAUGGUUUGGCUAUUGUCGUUAUUGCAGCUACUGGAUAGAGGCAAUGGCACGGGCCCCUAUCCGAAUGCUCGUCGGGCUAUCGAUUAUGAAGAGUCCAAAUCGAGUGCUAACGCAAUGCUCAGGUUCAAUCUAUGAGCCGCAUUCAAGUACCGUCCUUGGGAGAUACUGUGACUGCCCAGCUACGUCAUCAAGUUUCGCAAAGGGGAGAUUGAAUGAAAACACUGUUUUUUGUCCUUGAAAUUACACCAUGACAAAGGAGUUCUUGGCCAGUGGCAUUGCGUGCGAGUAUCCUCGAGUCCCACUAGUGCCGGUAAGCUUGUGUGAAGAACAUUCCAAUUGAAUAUCGUUACACCGCCCCUUUAAGGAGCACUUGGUUCGUAGUUGUUUAUUCAUUCAUUUACUUUCUGUGCUCGUGAACAGCUGAUGCCUCGGCAAUUAUGCAUGAAUGGGUGGUCCAAGCCUGCUAAAAUUAUGCCGGAAAAACGCUUACUUGUUGAGACGGGAACGGUGAAGGUAAUCUGGGGGCUAAAAGAUUUCACGAGGGCACCCCGAGCUAAGCCUGCGUUCCUAGAACCACAGUUUGCUGUACAUUGAUUGGUUCCAUAAACAAAAUGUCUUUUUUUGAGUGAAAAAAUGUUGUACUUGGCUGCUUGUCAAGUGCCGGUCUGCCCCCUUAGCGUGACCUCUUCAGCCUCUGCUGCAAGAGUGUGCCUGUUGCAACGCGACUGCAAACACGACCUUAUCGGACGGAGUUUUACUUCUUUGAUAGGGUUGGAGGGAAAAAGAAACCAGGGGAGGACAUCGAAAGAAAAUUCAAGCAUACACAAGGUCGUACAUUUGACUGUUAUAAAGACGCUCUAUUACAUCACUUAUGCUUCAGAUUACAGAAGUUAUAGUUACGCUAUUUUCCAUUCUUCAUGAGGAGUGACAUUUAAAAAAGUGCUGGCUCAAAUUUAGGUGAGCCACAUUGUUAAAGGAGUAGUGUCGCACCAGAGGAACGGGAGAAUGGGGUGAUUUUAUGGGAGGGUCUCAACGGGUUGGGGAAACUCUUUUGUGACGUGUGGAAAACGUAGACAAUGGCAUCCAGAGAAUAGACACCGUUUUCUACUCUGGAAAAUAGCGUUGCUCGGGUCUUGCAACGAAUACCUCUCUCGAAGGAGAAAAGUUGUCUGGAAGGAGGCACGAGAGAAGGAGAGACAUUGUGAACGAUAAAGGCUGUAAACUGAGUUGGCCUUCCUUUUAACAUAGCUUUAUGCUGUACGAGCUGGGGCUCUUGCCGAAACAAGUAGUUAUCUACUUCCAUGUUUCGAUAGGGUGCGCAAGAAAGGAGAAAUAGUGAAAACAAUUGCGGAGGGUGUUUGCAUUUCCAAACACACUCCCCGGCUAUGCCACCCGGCAGUCGGAGCUAGAACCCAGGCAUGAACCUUCCAGAGGCCUGGGAACGGCCGCCGACAUUUUGCGCGGGGUUUGGUUGUGCAACGAGGAAUGGAAUACACUGUGACUGCACUGGUGUCGCAAGCGUGUACAAAUCAAGCGCGCCUCGUAAACAUUGUUUCGCCGUAACUUGGCAAAGAGCGGACGCUACAGCCCCCUCGAGCCAAUGGAAACGACACGAGCGAAGCACAUGACAGCUCUUAUCAAACGUAAAGGGGCGAGAGCGUCGCCGAAGCAGUUGGAGAGGUGGGGAAGGAGAAACUCCCCUCUUACUCGGACCCCAUUUUACGUGUCCCAGACAUUGCUCUUGUCCCCCCCUCGGAGUUUAGCCCGUCCCUCAAAAGUUGCGCAACAGCAACUUUCCUCCAUCCGCCUGUGGCUUCGACGGCACCGCGUGCAACCUACGAGAUGUAGAGCAUUAUCAUGCGUCUCCUUCCGACACAACGAUGGGCUCGCGGAAACUGUAGCCUUCACUGUUUGCAAAGUUAUGGUGAGAUGGAGUACGGUAGUACCCAACUUUCGCAGAAGAGAAGAAGGUGAGAAGGCACCGCAUCCUAUGCAGCCUCUUUUGAACUAGUCCGAGCUUGCUCGAAGUGUUGAGAGAUUUCUGUUUUACGAGUGCUUUUUGUUUCUCUGAUGACGCGUCGUGGUAGAAGAUUUUAGGCAUAGCUUGCUAGAUUAAAGUCUAAAGGCUCCGUUAUACUGGGACGUUGAGUGCAGCGAACGCGGCGUAGCGCAAGACGUGUGCCUUUUAUUGGCCGGCGAGCAGGAACUCGACAUCUGCGACCAAUCUGUACCUGUGUGCGUUGCAGUACGCCACGUUUGCUACGCUCGACGUCGGAGUGUAACGGAGCCUCAACUGGUACUAAGCCUAACUUGCACGACGUCUUAAUUGCUAUGCCUCAAUGUUUGACUUGCCAAGGCAGACUGCUCCUUAGGGCCUUUAUUUUUUCGAGUUUUCGACGGAGUGGCAGUUUAAAUGAGAGGUGGGUGCAGUUGUUGGAGAGCUUGUGAGCGCCACAAAUGCGAGCCUGCUUAAUACGCUACACCCGAAUGGAGUGCGGACAAACUAUGCUUUUUAACUGCACGGAAAGGGUUAAACGACUGAUUCUUACAUAUUCGCUGCCUUACGUCUUGUUUGGAGAUGCGAGAUCCAGAUUUGACACAUCCGGUAUUUAGACCUCUUCCAUCAGAAGAGGGAAGUUGCAGCAGACGUCAUCUGUCGGAUAUGUUUUGGGACAGAUGGGUGCUCUAUGCACAUACUCCUCUCUGCUUAAGAGGGCACGAUUUAUCCUUAGUGUUCAGAUGGUGUGAAGGAACCGUAAGUCUUUUAACUUUGUGCUGCGUGCCGUUCAAUGGAGGUCACUACGUCUCCCCGGCAGACGACCCGCAAUAACAGCGAAGGAAAGUCAUUGACCGUUUUCUACUUUCGUCCUUUGGAUACUCCAAUAAUGUGCUUUAUACCUCAUGCACGCUAUCGCAAUCAUCCAGACGAAGGAAUCCAUAUCUUCAUAUCGAAACAUAUCGUGCACCAUUUCCAAGGUAGCGGGGCGCCUCGUUGUCGCAUCCACGACCAUCCAACAUGGCACCGUCACAAUAGUUUACAAAGUGUCGUUUAGUGUUUUUGCAUUUCUACAAACUUUUUGGGGGUGGGGGAGGCGAGAUUUGAAGAGUGCCAUCCUUUGCUUCUGUCCGGCUUUCGACAACUUUUUGUUGUAAAGUGUAACCCAAAUUGCUGGCAUUUGUUUUAAAUGUUUCUUACAAAUUUGUUUAUUUUCCACAUACUGUCAGAAAGCUUACUCCUGUGUCGAGUCAUUUUAUGUGGUGUAAGCAAGUUGAACCAGAUGGUCAUUAUGACAGCCAUAGUGUUGCCAUUAGCAUGAUAUUGCACAGUUAAUGAAGGAUCGUGCGUGACAUUGCAUAGGGCCAUCAGAUUUUACGAAUGAAA